This is a messenger RNA of Symbiodinium natans, 9190 nucleotides long. NCBI's taxonomy places the organism in Eukaryota, Dinophyceae, Suessiales, Symbiodiniaceae. The record is from the annotation of a GenBank genome assembly.
GAGUGUCCAAUAUGCAAUGAGCGGGCAGAUGGAGAUCAUGAUCGAGCCGAUUACUGCCAGCCUCUCCCUCAGCUUCGACGGCUUCAGUAGAGGCAGCGAAAGCAUGUUCGGCGAGAAGAGCCAAUCGCGUGUUCGUCUGACCGGGAACCCGCUCGCGAAGGCCAAGCAGCUGGGCACCAGGCUGCUGGAGGCGGGGACAGCGAAGCUCGGUGAGCUCAAGACGACUGUUCAGAGCUUUGGCAGCGAGGCCAUGAAAUUUAUCAGUGAGGUGCCUGGCAAGAUCAUGGACUGGCUGAAGGACUUGUUGGAGCUCAUCCCCUGCGUAGAUGCAGAUGUGCUCAUGCCAAAGAUACGGGGCGGAUCGACCGUCAUGCUCAAGUUUGGCUUGCAUGAGAUGGUGAAGCUGGCCUUAGAGAUGGCCGUAGACAAGGGCACCGAGCUCGCGGAGCUGAAGCUGGUGGGUGAGAUCGAGGGGCACAGGUCGGACUCCCAGCAAAAGCUGGAUACGGUCCGCAGCUUCUUCGUCGAUCCCUUGGAUGCCAUCGAUUUCGACUUGAUUCUCGACCAGGUGAUGCCGCCUUCGGACAUCUCGGAGGUGUACAAGACUGUUCGUGCUGAAGCGGGAGAUGGCUUCAAGGACGCCGUCGGCACCCUCAAGUCUUCCUUCGAGCAUGGCGAGGGUCUCGUGGACAAAGUCGCCAAGAUCGUGAAGGACUUCACGAGGAACCAGCUGCAGAAUGUCGCCAACAAGAUCAUCAUUGAGAUCAAGGAGUUCGAGGAUGUGGAGGUGGAGUUUCCGCCGGUCCCAAAGCAUCGCACCUCAAAAAUGUGGGCCAAGAUCAAGAAGAUGGGGCAGGAAGCGAAGAAGGCGCUGUCCACUCACACCGGCCAUUUCGCGAAGCUGGGGAAAAUGGCCGUCCAGCAGAGAAAGAACCCCAAAAAGGAUGUAGGCAGUUGCUUUGUAAGCAAGACCGCCCUGGCACAAGUAUGUGAAGCCCUUGCCUGCAUCGAGCUUUUGAAACUCUGGCGCCUCCACUUGGUUGUGGCGCCGGCCCGUGCUGUGUGUUCGCAGGUAUUGAAAGCCUUCAUCAGCGAAACGAAGGCCACGGUGAGCCAGAAGAUGGAAGCGAGAUCACAACAGUUUCAAACAAACUUCAUGGAGGCGUGGAAAAUAGACCUGCAAAAGCUCGCUGAUCUGAAGGAUGCCGCGAAGGAGAUGGCCUUAAAGCUCACGCAAGAUUUCAUCGUGGAGCCCCUGCUGACCAAGACGACCCAGAUGGUCACGGACCUCAUUCAGGAUUCUGGUCGGAUGUUUCUCUCGGAGGCGAGAUCCACACUUGCGGAGGCCCCGGUCUGGGGCACGGCCCUCGCCAAGCUCCCGAAAGAUGCCGGGGCCAGCGCCGAGGAGCUCAAGGAUACCAUCAUCGAUGAGGUCUUCGUGGCAGCGGAGAAGUCUCUGAUGGAGCUCUCCGAGCUGGCCGCGGGCAAGUGGGAGAGCAAGGGCCGCGCGGUCUCCAGGGAUCUCCUCGCAGGAAAGAUGCCCACGCUGAAUCUGGAAUCCAUCAAGGCAGCCGCCCGGACAGCGCGCAGGAGCACGGGGACCAGCACGAACGAUGUGUCCAUCAUGAGCAAGCUCAAAGAGGAGAUACACAAGCUGGGCGAAAAGGCCAAAGAGGUCUUCGAGGAUGGAAAGGAUGACCUCAAGCCCGUCGAGGAGGAGGUCAAGGCCCUGCUGAAGGAGAAGGUGCAGGAAGCUCGUGAGGACCUGAAGACGAAGUUGCGCCUGAAGCUGGAGAGCAUCCGCGACGAGGUGGCCGGCGCUGGCAUCCCUCUCACGGAGGAGGACCAGGAGAAAAUCAUCGAGAUGGUGGACGAGCACGUCCUGAAAAGAAUUGAGAACCUGGACAGCUUUCCAAAGCUGCACAAGGCAGGAAAACAGAUCUCCAAGGUGACGAAACACUUGGAUGGCAAAGAGAUGCAAGGCGUCUUGAUGGAGCAGGCGAAGGCCAUGCUGAAAGCGCAAGCCCAACGCGUCAUGACCGAGGCAAUCGAGCGGCUGAAGCCCCAGGUGAAGCAACGCCUGGUGCAACUGGCGACGGAGGUCGUGCUGGACAUGACCGGCCUCGGAGGGGACGGGAACGACCCGGGCGUUUCGAAAGUCUUGAACGACUUGCUGGAGUUCUUCCCCGAAAACGAGACAGUUGCCGCCGCGGCUGCCGCGGCCGGUGCCGUUGCCAAGGGCGUCAAGGGUGCCGCUCAAGGUGGCAAAGCGGGUGGCAAAGGUGGCGCUUCUGGGGGCGCGGGUGCCUACUUCAGCACGGGUGGCCUCAUCGACUCCAUGAAGAAGAUGGUGAAAGGAAAGGGCCUCUCCAAUAUCACGUCGAAGGCCAACGAGAUCAUGGGCGGCGUGGACCUUCCGGACCUGUCAGCCCUUGUUCCAGGUUUCGACGAGACGCCUGACAUCGCAAGCCUCCUCGAAGGUAUGAUGCAGGGGGGUGGUGGUGCAGAGUUCCCCGCCGAGCUGAUGGGGACAGGCAUCUGCGAGGGUGAAGACCAGCACAAGCUGAUGAAGCAUCUGAACGGUACGCAGGAGUCCGUGGCCAGGAUCAGCGACGCAGACAUGGUCAAGGCUUUCUUCCACGCAGGCGAAAUCUCCUGUGAUGUCACAGAGGCUGGCGAGAUCGUCGCCGCUGUCUUUAGCGACAUUCUCGACGUGGGCGAGCUCGUGCUGGACUUCAUCACCAUCGUGAAGAGGCUGCCCUUUGUGAAGAUCAUCGCCGAAAUCCUGGAGCCACCCAUCAAGAUGGUGGCCAAGGCGCUGAAGAAGAUAUUGGGGAAAGUCAAGGACUUCUUGGAAGACAAGAUGCUGCCCAAAACAGAAAAGCUUUGCGAGUUCGCCGCCGACCUGGCGCUGAAGCUGGACUACUUGAGGACGGCGGUGGACAUGUCCAAGGUGGCAGCUUUUCCCCCAUUUCCACAACUCAAGCAGAUCGGUUCCGCCAUCAUGGUUUGUGAAUGGAUGCCCCCGCUCAUCGGCGUGAUGGAUUUUGCCAUGAAAGCCAUCGCAGAGAUGACCACUUUCGGGGGUAUGGACUCGAAGUUCUUGUCCACCAUUACCUUCUGGGUCGAGGAGUGGUUUCCAAGGCCUCUCAUCGAUGCCUUCAAGGGCAUUGCCUCCGCAUUCAACAGCUUCAUGGGCCCAGUGAGGUCGGUCAACAAGUUCUUGAAAAAGAAGCACAAGGUGUGCCUUCUGUGGGAGUGCUUCACCUUUUCGAUCAGAGGCCUGCUGCAGAACCUGAGCGGCUUCUUGCAAGACAUCUUCGACUUUGCCCUGUCGCCCUUCAAGAAGCUCAUCCGCGAGCUCACGAAGCCGAUGACGGACCAGAUCAAGAAGUGGCUGCUGGACGCGCUGCCCAUCCCCAAGAUCGACGCGGCCUCGGAUUUGAAGGACAUGUUCAACUCGGAGCCAGUGCAAGAUAUCAGGGAGAAUGGCUUCGCCGGAAAGGUAGACGAAGCAGUGACGGCAGCCAGAGAAGCCACCAGCUACUGCUAUUCCUACGGCACCGUGGUCCCUGCGGAGGCUGCCGUGUGCAGCGAUCUCUCAAGAUAUGUCUCGAUGCCGUUCCAGUGCAUGGAGCUGUGCCAGGAGUGCCCGGGUUGUGUGCGCUGGACAUUCCUCAAGGAGUCGGAAAGUCCGCCGAAGGGAAGAUGCAGGUUGGCGGAUAGCGAGGCCUUCUACGUCCAGUCAGAAGACGACUUGGAGCACGUGAGCGGCCCGCAGGCGUGCCGGCCGGAGAAGGACUACGAGCCCAGUGACUUCGACCCAUCGCCUGAGAUGAGCCUCUGCUCUGACAUGGGCGCGGUCCCAAACGCUGAGGACCUCGACUCGUGCAAGAAGGCCUGCUACGCGGACAAGACUUGCAAAGCAGUCCAGAUUUUGGGAGGACUUUGCCACAUUGGCAUUGGCGAGAACGACUGCUUUGGUGAUGAUGUGGAAACGUCGCUCCGAAAGACACGGUCAGCGGCCGAGGCCGCCGCAACGCAAUGUGGCGCUGCGAGAGGCAUCCAGAGCACCAUGGAACAAGCUCGUGAUGCAUGUCAGGGGAAUCAGGAAUGCGUGAAUGAAGCCCUGACGCACGCCAACAAGGCCAACAGAAUGGUAGCGUGGCGUGCGCUCCUGAGGGGUAUUGCCAUAGACGCUGGCCGUAUCGCAGUUCUCUUGCUGGGUGACAGCUGGGGAAAGAGCGCACGUACUGAUUGUGGGAACACAGAGAGCACAGAUUGGAAAGUGCUGGUUGAGGAUUGCGGGGCUGCCCGGGUUCGAGUUUUCGAUCAACUAGAGCAGAUCGCCCGAUUGAAUCAGUCACUGGCAGUUUGUGAGUGGAAGGCGGAGCAGUGUGCGCAGGGACCUGCUUACACCCAGCUGAGUCUGUCUUCCUUGUGUCUGGGUUUCGCACUCGGAGCUUUAGCCAUUCUAGCGUUGCAGGCUACUCGGCUGCAGGCUGCCGUUUCUUUACCGGUCACCAAGGGCUGCCCUGUCGCUGCGGGUCAGGCUGUGACUUGGGCUCGUGAGGGCCUGAAACGUCGAGAGAUCUCAGAGACUGACGACUCCGAUGGCGGCUGCAUCGAAGAGGUGGCUCUUGCAACGCCAGACCGCGACAUUAACGACACAGUGCUUGAAGUCGGGGACACCUUUUCCGAAGUCAUCCGAAUGGAUGGCGACCGCCUGCCAAGGAGGAUACGGGAGCGAGACACCUACUUACCCCGGCACAGUGGGGGAGGCGAGCUUGGCACAGAUGAGUUGAGAUCGCUGACCGCCCAAGCAGAGGCCAUGGUUGAUAGGAUAGCUCCUGGAGACGCACGCAGGCGGGUCACUGGAAAAGUGGGUCGUGACGGCCGGGUGCAUGGCUUGGGUUUGGCCAGCGGGGCUGACCCCCAGUCAGCCGAUAGCCGGCGAGACCGCGACUGCUGGAUGGUGGUUUUCGACGAUGGAGGCUCCAGUGUGGGAGAAGAGAGAUCGCCAGCUUUGGAGAAUGGGUCAGAGGUGGUCCUUGGUGGGGAACGCUAUGCCAUCUGGCAGGAGGAUGGACGUGUUUUCAUGGCCAAGCAGGUGCAUCGCGGACGGUUGGCCGCUCUGGCCGACCUGGCCAAGCAGUCAACAAGCGCGGCCCCAGCCGCAGAAAGAGACGUCCGCAUCCUGCCCGUGCUCUUUGAUGUGGCCGAUGAGAGAUGGCGAACCAUCACAGAGGCUUUGCCGGAACUGGAUGAGGCGGACUUUGCGGACUGGCCCCUCCAAGGGCCCCGGACCCUCUUUCGUGACCUGCGUCAACUGCGUAGGCUAGGCACCGACUUCGUUCAACACCACGAAGGUUGGGUGAGGAAGAGCGGGAUCAGGCCGACUGACCGCUCGGUGCACGAACACCUCGCCAUCUGCCGCGCCCUGAAUCUUCUCGUGAGUUAUGACCAGCUGAACAUCGUCAACAUCGCUGGGGCGGAAGCUUUGAACCGCAGACGCACGCUGAUCGAGAUGGCGCACCAGGGACGGCCAGAGGCUCCUUCUUAUGCAGGAGCUGAGGAGGUGUUAGGGGUCCGUGAGAGCACGGACGGCUCGGUGGUUGACCCAGCCAUCACAGCCUACGCUGCGAAGAGGCAGGCAGCAAAGGCCGAGAUCCAGAAACAAAGGCGGCUGGCGGCGGAGGAGCAGCGGGCCGUGAGCGCAAGUGACGACAAGAACUACAAGGGAGGCGGCCGGGGGUCGGGCAGAGGAGCCGCGGAGAUGCUUUGGGGAGGUGUUUCCACUGCCUGUCCACCCGAGAGUGAGAGUGCCCAGGCAGCGCUUAGGCAGCUGCUGGCAAAAAGGGCCGGCUAUUCAGUCGGCCCAGGUGCUUUAGCCAGCUUCGUCAGGGAGCGAGUCUCGCUCCCGAGAGGGCAAGGCGAACCGGUGCAGCUUGUGGACAUCCUUCCUGCCGCAGAGAGAAGCAGACUGGAGCGCUUCCAGACUGAGAUGCUCCUGAGCCCGGAGGAGGUUGGUCUAUUUGUGGUGACAAAGAAAGCGGACAAGCAGAGGAUGGAGGUAUCGAGGGAGGGUUUCUUUGUGGCGCAGGAAGAUGUGAGGAACUUCUUCUACAGACUUGGCAUAUCGAAGGAGCUAGGUGAGUAUUUCGCGUUGCCGGAGGUCGAUGCAGACCUGUUGGCGCAAGAAAUGGGAGAGCUGCCGAGUGAGGCGAGCGUCCUUGCUUCCAAGGGUCAUCGUAUUUAUCCUCAUUUGCGAGUUCUGCCGAUGGGGUUUUCCUGGGCAUUUCACUUAGCCCAUGAAGCUCAUGUCCAUCUCGCAAAGGAGGCCCUUCCUGGCGUCCCCGUGGCGGUCGACAGAAGGCCUGCUCCAACUUUGACGCCGCAGGCGAGGGCCGAGAGUGCGAUGAUGAUUUAUGCAGACAACAACAAUCAUGUGGCACUCUCGAGCAAGAGGGUGUCAUCAGACCAAAAGAUCAUGAUGGACAAGCUGCAUGAACACGGACUCGCUACGCAUGAUAUCACGGAAGCGUCCCACAUUGCUGAAAGUCUAGGCGUGAGAAUCGAUGGGCUAGCAGGGCGAAUCACUGCCACUCCAGCACGUGAUUGGAGGCUGUGGCGAGCUCUGCAGGCCCUGGAGGCCAGGCCCUUCAUUUCCGGUGAGGAGCUGCAAGUGGUGCUGGGUCACAUGACUAUGAGAAGCAUGUUGAACAGAUCACUGUUGAGUAUCCUCAGGCAUGCCUAUGUCUUCGUUGCGCAGUGCUACAAGAAGAGGACACGGCUGUGGAGAAGCGUUGCGUUAGAGAUGUAUCUUUUCCGAAGCCUCAUGAUUCUGGGAGAGGCGAAUGUGAUGGCUGAGUGGUCAACAGACAUGUUCUGCACUGAUGCCAGCCUCUCUGGUUAUGCUGUUAUGUGUCGCCAAUGUCCACAGGAGAUCCCGAUGGAAGUGCGCAGCUUCGACGAGAGGUGGCGCUUCAAGAGGACCGAGGGGACACGGGUGGCACCUAGGAGAGCAGCGUUGGAGGGCAUGGAUGUUUUUGAAGAUGUAGAGACAGUCUUGCCGAAUUGUAUGGGGGAAGUCCGUGGGCCACAUGCAAUACAGAGCAGCUUUCCAGAAGUACCUCAAGGGUUGAUGGAGCAGUCGCAUUGGCAGUGCCUCUGGGCGGCUCAUAUGCAAUUCUCAGAGCCCAUACAUCAGAUCGAGGCCAGGAGUGUCCUAUCUUUAGUUAAACAUCUGGCAAAAGAUCGGCGAUUCCACAACAGGAGGGUAGCGGCUUUCAACGAUAACAUGGGGGUCGUGCUUGCUGUUUCAAAGGGUCGCUGUGCGAGCUAUGGCCUACUCCGACUUUUGAGGCGCAUCAGCGCGCACCUUUUGGGCACGGGCAUUCGCCUGCACCUCAGGUGGGUGCCGUCGGAGGUCAACACCGCAGAUGUUGACAGCCGCAGAUGGGAGGCGAGCCGGAGCCCAGUCGAUGCAAAGAAGGCCAGCAAAAAGGCGCGUGGAGAUUUUCAGCAAGAGCGAGGUGGAAAUCUCAAACAAGAGGUGCAGACAGCCAGAAGUGGUCUCAAGAAGAUGGUGGAUGCGCACAAGAAAAAGAGGCAGCGGGCCAUGAAGCGGAAAAUGAAGUACGUGAAGAGAAUGAGAGCCACGCGCGGGGAGAAGUCGAUCCUGGAGGUGAACAGCGUGAAGGAGCCACAGAGGAAAGACUACUCGCGUCGGCUUCAAAGGUUCUUUGCGUUUGCCGACCACUUCGAGUUCGACAUCACGACGGGGAAAGGUCUCGACGAAGUGCUGUGCGAGUACAGCGAUGCGCUCUUCCUGGAAGGGGAAGAUGUCAACAGUGGUCAGAAGCUGUUGGCGGCCCUAGAGUUCGACAUGCCGGAAUGGCAUCGCGAAGGUGCCCUGAACUUGCCAAGGUUCAAGCGGGCGCUGAAAGGUUGGCGCAAGCUGGCGCCGCCCCAGAGCCGUCUUCCGCUUCUCGAGUUCCUGAAGGGAGCUAUCUCCGGAGUGAUGAUGUUCUUGAAACAGAAGGAGAUGGCGCUGAUGAACGAAUUCACGUUCUCCACAUACGCCAGGCCGGGAGAGACAUUCUUGAUGGCCGUGGAUGUGGUGCCGGGAAAUCGAGACUUCGAGCGAACCGUGGUGCUCCUCAGCCCUCUGGAGCGAGGGGAGUCGUCAAAGGCAGGGGUCUACGACGAGACUUUGAUCCUAGACGACCAGCGGGCCCCAUGGCUGGAGAAGCUGUUGAGGGAGCACGCCACAGCGCAGCUGCAGAAGUCUGGGAAGGACGCUCAUCUGUGGACGUUCACGGCGAGCGCCUACCUGAAGACAUGGCGGCUGUGUGUGGAGAUCCUCGACAUUGGUUCCCUGGCGCUGAGUCCAUAUCAGAACAGGCACGGUGGAGCAAGCCGCGACCAUCUGCAGAAGCUCAGAAGUGCUAUGGACAUACAGAGACGAGGUCGGUGGUCUUCAGAGACCAGUGCCCGCAUCUACGACAAGCCAGGACUCCUGCAGAAGGCGAUCAACAAGUAUCAAGGGGAUUACCAGGCUUUCGGCGAAGAUGUGAGGAGUAGCAGCUUCCUGAGCUUGUUUGGAGGGGAGGCAAAGGGCGCAGAGUUUGUAGCAAGUCAAGGAGGCAUUGCCAUGGUGGUGGAUUUUGCGCACUCAUCUCAGAAUGAUUUGUCCAAGCCAAGGGCGUGGAACGAUUUGUACAAGAUACUUCCUGAUUUUGAUUUUGUGGGGGUUGAUUUGCCUUGCGAGACCUUCAGCCGGGCGCGCCGGGCUCCUGCUGACAGCCCCAUGCCUCAGGCCUUGCGGGGAGACAGUCCGAAACAUAUCUUUGGCCUGAGCAUGAAAGACGCCGAAAAGGUGCGGAAGAGCAACAACAUGGUUUGGGGUGCCAUUAGGCUGAUCAAAAAGUCCCUCAAGAUGAACAUCAGUGGCUAUUUGGAGACCAAACGACGACAUGUGCAACUCACGGGCGUCGCCUACGGCAAGUUCCUCACGGAGGUGCUGGCCAGUGACGCAUCGCUCGCGAAGCUGGCGAGCCGUACAGGAAGCACCAAACUAUGGGAGGUGCUGGCCAGUGACGCAUCGCUCGCGAAGCUGGCGAGCCGUACAGGAAGCACCAAACUACUGAUGGACACGAAAGCUCGUGCACAUAAAAUCUGGGAGUGA